This is a messenger RNA of Sinocyclocheilus grahami, 397 nucleotides long. Its product is annotated as laminin subunit beta-1-like. Lineage: Eukaryota; Metazoa; Chordata; Actinopteri; Cypriniformes; Cyprinidae. The annotation marks the transcript as partial. The transcript is spliced from 3 exons. The record is from RefSeq and is a predicted model, not a curated record.
AAAAGUGCUUCAGAGACAGUCAUCCUUGGAUCGUAAACCAACCUGGACGGGUAAAGGAUUUGCAAAUGUGCCAGAGGGUGAAACACUGAGGUUCAACAUUUACAAUUUACCACGAUCUAUGGUGUACAACUUAAUGAUCCGCUAUGAACCACUGUUGCCAGAUGAAUGGGAGCAGGUUGUAGUACAGAUAGAGCGGCCCAGAGGCACUUACCCAGCAGCACCCUGCACUUCUACAUACAACGAUGAGCAGACCGUCUCACUGCACCCUGGAUCCAGAUAUGCAGUUCUGCCUGGCCCAGUGUGUUUGGAGAAGGGUCAGAAUUACACAGCGAAAAUUAGCUUCCCACAGUACUCAUCAUACAGCUAUCACUCUUCUCCUCACACACUUGUUGAUUCA